GGCAGUGUUAAAGAAGGGAGCGGUCGAAAGAAAGAUGACACUAGAACAAGCACAAGAAGAACCCAAAAAGGAGGUAAAAAAGGCACCACCUCCACCAGCCCCAAAGCCAAAAGAUGAGCGAAGCCUACAUUUAUCUGGCCAUGUUGGAUUUGAUAGUCUGCCAGACCAACUGGUCAACAAAUCUGUUGCCCAGGGUUUCUGCUUUAAUAUCCUGUGUAUUGGUGAAACAGGACUUGGUAAGUCGACCAUGAUGGAUACCCUAUUCAACACACAUUUUGAAAGCACACCUACACGACACGAUUUACCUGGUGUUGAGAUCAGCAGCAAGACACAUGAGCUUCAGGAAAGCAAUGUACGACUGAAGUUGACUAUCGUGGACACGGUAGGCUUUGGAGAUCAAAUCAAUAAAGAAGAGAGUUACAAGCCAAUUGUUGAUUUUAUUGACCAACAAUUUGAGAAUUACCUCCAAGAGGAAUUGAAAAUCCGUCGCUCAAUUCAUUUGUACCACGACACACGAAUCCAUGCCUGCCUCUACUUCAUCGCCCCUACUGGACAUGGACUUAAGUCUCUGGACUUGGUCACUAUGAAGAAAUUAGACAGUAAAGUGAAUAUCAUCCCGGUCAUAGCCAAGGCGGAUACAAUCUCCAAAAGUGAACUUCAUAAAUUUAAGAUCAAGAUUAUGAGUGAACUUGUAACAAAUGGCGUACAAAUCUACCAAUUUCCAACUGACGAUGAAGCAGUCUCAGGACUGAACACAACAAUGAACGGUCAUCUUCCAUUUGCUGUGGUAGGCAGCACAGAGGAGAUCAAAUUAGGAAACAAGAUGGUGCGUGGGCGCCAAUACCCCUGGGGAACCGUACUAGUGGAGAAUGAAAAUCAUUGUGAUUUUGUGAAGUUGCGGGAGAUGCUGAUAAGGACCAAUAUGGAAGAUCUGAUUGAAGUGACUCAUACAAGUCACUAUGAACUAUACCGCUGCUGCAAGCUGGAGGAAAUGGGAUUCCAAGACAAAGGGCCAGGAAACAAACCAGUCAGCUUACAAGAAACCUACGAAACCAAACGUGUACAGCAUUUGCAUGACUUACAAAAGAGAGAGGAUGAUAUGAGACACAUCUUUGUACAGAAAGUUAAGGAGAAAGAAGCACAGCUCAAACAGCAAGAGAAAGAGUUGCAUGAUCAGUAUGAGAAAUUGAAGAAGCAACAUGCAGAAGAGAAGAAAAAGUUGGAGGACAGUAAAAGAGAAUUAGAGGAGGAAAUUAACCAGUUCAACAAACAGAAGCAGAUACAUGCUGAAGAAUUGGCUGCCCAAACCACUACACUGAAGGGCAAGAAAAAGUAAACCACCAACAUCGAUAAACUGUCCUUCUGUGCAACAUUAACAAUAUCUCACUCUUGGAAAUAAGAGAGCAUAGCCCUAAACCAGUUAGAACUGGUCACAGCCCAAUCUAAUUUGUUCUCACCGGUUUGAAAUGGUUGUCUCCAAAUCUAGAUUGUUCUCACUAUUUUUCACCAAAUCCAGUCUGUUCCAUCCAACCAUUUUCUCCUUUGGUUUGUAUUUUUAUAAUUAUUGCUAUCAUUGUUUUGUAUUAUAAAGACAUGUUCAAACAUGUCUAAUUUUUAUUUUUUGUAAUGUCAAAUUCAAUUAUAUAGUUUGCAUUAUAUAUACAAUUGACUGGUUAACAUUCAGGUAUUUUAGCUUCUAUAUUUUUGCACCUUCCUCAAUAAACAUUGUUGAAAGGCGUUGUAAUAAAAUCAUUAUGGGUACCGGGUAGUGUACUGUUACAUAACCUUUGAGGGUUAGUUAAAAAAACGAAUACAACAAUUAUAGGACAUUAUAGGACAUUAUAUUUAAUAAUAUCAUUAAGAAGGGGUGUAACAUGCUGGGGUGUGGAGAGGAGGUACAAUCUUGUAUUAUCCCCUAAAUAUAUAACAGGUAAUUAACAUCCAUAUAUUUUAAAAUCAAAAUUAUUUAUUUAGCCAACUUUUAUUUAUCCAAAAACAGUAAUAUGUGUGUUAUUUGAUUGAUAAUAAUGUAGCACUUCCUGAGCUAAAAAUUAAAGUUAAAUUUAGAAUUUUGUAAAUAGAGGACCACAACAAUUACCUGACUUUACCAAACCUGUUUUUUGUAGUUUUUGAACAGUCAUUUUUCAUCUCUAAGUAAUUCCACUACUUUUUCCCGAUGUGGACAGCUGCGUUUCUUCCUAUCCUUUAUAGCAAUGUGUGUAGUUUGUAUAUUCAUAAUAGUUAAAGCUUUGAUUUUUGCUUCCUUGGAAAUGUAGCUGAUAAUUUCCUCCUAUUUAGUGUUUGUAUAAUUAGCUAAUUAGGUGUGAACUUUGGCUUUAGUAAGUGCUCAGUUUUGUGUAAAAUUUACAAAAACAAAAACCAAGUGAUUGUCAAACAUUCAUGACAUCACAAAUUGUUUUAUGACAUCACAGUUAUGUUUGAUGAUAUCAUUAUGCUUGGUGACAUCAUAGUUAUGCAUCAAAUUAGAUGAUAUCACAGCUAUCAUUUUUUUUUAAAUUUCCUUGGUGCCAAAUAUUUUUGAAUGCAAAUUGGUUAACAUAUUUAUUAUCUCUGAUGAUAUGAAAUUACAUCAGUCAUCAUGUCUGAUGACACCACAGUCUCAUUUGUUAUUUUAUCAUAGUAUCAUAGUUACAGUACGUUUGAUGAAAUCAGUUAUGAUUAUUUUCUUUAAAAUGCAAAAAAAUAUAUAUAUAAAUAGCAUUAGAUGAUUAAACAACAUUUUUCAACAGAUACAAUAUUUAUUACUAGAAUGAUUCUCAGUUAUUCUUACUCUUAAGUAAUUUUAAUUUAAUAUAUUUAAAUUUGUAUGUAAUAAGCUAACAACUAAUUAUUAUUUUAGCAAAAAAAAAAGUCAACUGAAGUAGAUUAAAAUAAAAUGCAACUGCAAAAAAAAAAAAGCAGAAUAAGUUUAAUGCUAAUUUGUAUAAGUAUGUACUUUGUUUUAACUGGACAUAUAUUAACUAAAUAUUGUCUAUAUUUAUUAUUAAAAUGUACUGUACUGUAUAUGCAUUACUACAUCUGUCCUUCAAACUAAUUUGUCAUAAAAAUCUUUAUUAAAAACACUUUUAUAAACAUUUGAACAUGCAUUGGAAAUUAUUGUCCGCCAUCCAAAAAAUUUCAGGUAGUCUUAAGCGCUUUUAGUAGAUGUGUUAUGUAAAUCGUUAUUUCUAAUAAAAUAUAGCCCAUCA
This is a messenger RNA of Anneissia japonica, 3209 nucleotides long. RefSeq names its product septin-11-like. Gene Ontology annotation, biological process: cytoskeleton-dependent cytokinesis. NCBI's taxonomy places the organism in Eukaryota, Metazoa, Echinodermata, Crinoidea, Comatulida, Comatulidae. The transcript has 10 exons. The record is from RefSeq and is a predicted model, not a curated record. Bases 35 to 1336 code for a protein of 433 amino acids. Gene Ontology annotation, cellular component: microtubule cytoskeleton; septin complex; cell division site. Gene Ontology annotation, molecular function: GTP binding; GTPase activity; molecular adaptor activity.